ACCUCAGACAACCCAGGUACGUUUGGAUGCUAACUCACUAUUUUACUUUCGGCUGUCUGUUUGACUGCCUCUCUAUCUUUUGCUCUCCUCCAGACCAUGUCGGUCCCCCAGGACCUCCUGCCAGACGGCAGUCCCCUGAUUGGAGCAGCGAGGCUGGGGAAGCUUCGCCUCGUUAGGCUGCUCCUGGAGGGUGGUGCCCAGGUCAACGAGAGAAACCCGGGAGGAGAGACUCCUCUCCUGGCAGCGUGUAAAGCCCUGAGAGGGGAACCCACUGGACCUGGAACCCUGAAACUGCUCAGAUACCUACUAGACAACCAGGCAGACCCUAAUGCCCAGGACCGGUCAGGCCGUACAGCUCUGAUGUAUUCCUGUAUGGAGAGGGCUGGAGCUCAGCUAGCCUCUACUCUCCUCUCAGCUGGAGCUGACCCCAGUAUGGAGGACUACUCUGGAGCUUCAGCUAUGGUCUACGCUAUCAACGCACAGCACCAGCCUACACUACAGGUGCUACUGGACGCAUGCCGCGCCAAAGGCCGUGACAUCAUCAUCAUCACCACGGAGAUGGGUGUGAGCGGAGGACCGGUGACGAGGCGCUACCUGAACGUUCUGCCGUCUCCCGAUGCAUCACCUGUCACCUGCAUGUCACCCUCUGACAUCAUCAUCAAGACGGGCUCACCCAACUCACUUGAGGGAGAGAACGUGUUCAAUUUCAGAGGAUCAGGUAAGAGGGGAAGUGGCAGCAGCAGAUUCUCCCCAUGUGAGCUGAGUCCAGUGGACCAGUCCUGUAUCACCCCUCCCAGACAGCGACAGUGGUCUGAACCAUGGCUAGCUAUUCACAAUCUGGCUCGACUUAACAAGGUCUACCAAGAGGGAAGGAGGGAAAGGAAGGUAGAGGAAGAGGGAGGAGAGGAAGGAGGAAAGGGAGAAAAAGGUUUUCUUCAUCACGACUUUAAGAAGGAAAGGAGGGAGAAGGCCGAGCUAGAGGAAGAGGUGGGAGAUGCCUCUUGUUCUCUCCUCUUUCCCACAGAGGAGCACCUUUCCCAGGCAGCCCAGAGCAGACUGUCCCCUGAGAGGAGGCUAGCCCCUGGAGGUUCCACCUUGGAUUUAUACAGAGAACACCCCAGUACUCAAACUGCUUUACAUUGUAGAGGGGGAUCUAAUGUCAUCGGAGGCGACCCAAUGACCCGGAAGUGCUCUGUGGACAAACUUCCUCCCUGCUCUCCCUCUCGCUGGCAGGGAGCUCGUAGGAACACCCUCCCUUCCUUGACUCCAGCUCCACCCCUUCUUCACCUGCCUCCCCUAUCGUGUUAUGAGUCUCACCUACAGGUCCCGCCCCUUGGCCUACCUGUUGCAGGUGUAGGCAUGGUGUGUCGGACGCAGCUGACCUCCCCCUCCUCCCCUCUUUCUCUCACUCCGCCCCUUUCUCGCACUCUCUCCUCCUCCCCCGCUCUUCCCUUUAAAACAAUAUUUAGACCGGGCUUUCUGCCUCCUCUACCCAUCUCCUCGUCCUCCUUUGUUCCCCCUCUCCCUCCCUCCAGUGAGAGGCCACCUCGACGUCACUCUAUCCAGCUGGAGCCGCUGAGAGGAGAGGAGGAUUAGGAGGAAUAGAGGAAGAACAGAGGAGAUAAGAGGGAGAGGAGGAAAGGAGGUGCGGGAGUGAGACCCUAUGUUAGCUGUUGUGGUGUGAUAUGUGUGAUACUUGUAAUAACCUCUAGAGCAUGCUGGACACUUAUUUAGUGCUUGCUGACCUGAAUGUGUGCUUUCAUAUCAACAGUCUAAAGCAGUAAUCUCCAAUCCAAAGAAUGAGUUGGAAUCAUUUGUUUAUUAGAUAUUUCCUAUUUAUACUGUAUGGAUAUAAAAGCCAUCCUUUAUUCACUUCUGUUGUAGCCUUUUCCCCACGCUGAAAGUUGUCGCUGAACUUUAGUCUGUCUUGCUUUAUGAUAGUCACAUGCCCCUACCUUUACAAGAAGUUAGUCAGUAUUCUUAGUGAGGGCUUUAAAGCAAAUGUUAAUUUGACUGUGUACUUUAUCUACAGGAUUGGUGUCCCGUCAACAGGAUGGUUGAGCUAACGUAGGCUAAUAUGAUUAGCAUGAGGUUGUAAGAAACAAAAACAAAUCACAGGACAUAUCUGAUAUUCUUGCUAAUCUAACUGCACUGUCCAAUUUGCAGUAGCUAUAUUACAGUGAAGGAAUACCAUGCUAUUUGAGGAGAGUGCACAAUUAUGAACUUGAAAAUGUAUGAAUUAACCGAUUAGGCACAUUUGGGCAGUCUUGAUAAAACAUUUUUAAUAGAUAUGCAAUAGUUUAUUGGAUCACUUUAAAACUUUGCACAUACACUGCUGUCAUCUAGUGGCCAAAGUCUAAAUUGCACCUGCGCUAGAAUAAUUCAUUUUGGCCUUUCUCUUGCAUUUCAAAGAUGAUGGUACAAAAAAACGGUUGUUUUUGUCUUUCACCAGAUCUAAUGUGUUAUAUUCUCCUACAUUAAUUUCACAUUAACACAAACUUCAGUGUUUCAUUUCAAAUGGUAUCAAGAAUAUACAUAUCCUUGCUUCAGAUCCUGAACUACAGGCAGUUACUCAUUUUG
Messenger RNA from Oncorhynchus nerka (sockeye salmon), 2580 nucleotides. RefSeq names its product ankyrin repeat domain-containing protein 34C-like. Gene Ontology annotation, molecular function: protein binding. The record is from RefSeq and is a predicted model, not a curated record. Lineage: Eukaryota; Metazoa; Chordata; Actinopteri; Salmoniformes; Salmonidae. The coding region runs from base 97 to 1596 and encodes 499 amino acids. The transcript is spliced from 4 exons.